Messenger RNA from Lactuca virosa, 2245 nucleotides. Lineage: Eukaryota; Viridiplantae; Streptophyta; Magnoliopsida; Asterales; Asteraceae. The record is from the annotation of a GenBank genome assembly.
AAGCAACACCUGUGAACCUCUCGUCAAUCGUAAGGCAAAAGAAAAACCCAUCAUCCUCGUUCACUCUCCUCUACAUAUGGCCGUCUCCCUUCCUCCUUGACUCGCCGUUUACCUGCCGACUUACCGUUUUCAUUCAUCUUUCUCAGCCUCGUCACUGUUGGUUCAUCCUCUAUCAUCCCUGCUUCAGAUCUCGCAGGUUAACUACGAAGCCACAUUCUUACAAAGGCAUUAUGUACUGGAUCCUGACAUUGAAGCACAAGUGAGGAAAACUGGUGAAACCAACUUACAUUAUUGAUAACCUGUGAAGUUUCAGAGCUUACUUAGGUACACCUGCAUUUAAGAAGAACCUUUAAAUAAAUACUCAAAAAGGUGGGAAGGGUGAAGAGUCAUCAACACACAACUCAUAAUGGUUGUUCUAUCUGAACUUCCAGAAGCAUCUUCAUCAACUCAUGGCCAUAGUCCAUCAACUUCUGGUCCUAGUUCAUCAACUGAUGGUUAUAGAUAUGAUGUAUUUUUAAGUUUUAGAGGUGUUGACACCCGUCAUAGUUUCACUGAUCACCUUCAUAAGGCCCUCAUUGAUGCCAAUAUCACUGCCUUCUUGGAUGAUGAAGAGAUUGAAACAGGGGAAGAUCUGAAACCAGAAUUAGAGAGUGCAAUUAAGGCAUCUCGGGCUUCUGUUAUUGUGUUGUCUAAAAAUUAUGCUUCUUCAACAUGGUGUCUGGAUGAAUUGGUGUUGAUCCUUGAGCAGCGUAUGACAUACAACCAUAUUAUCAUCCCCAUCUUUUAUCAUGUGGAGCCCACCCAUGUCAGGAAGCAACAAAGUAGCUUUGGAGAUGCAAUGGCCGAGCAUAAGCAGAAGAUGGAGAGGGAGACAAAUGCAAAUAAGAGGAGUCAAUGGGCUCAAAAGAUGGAUAGGUGGAAUAAAGCGCUUACAGAAGUUGCUGAUUUAAAAGGGAAGGACGUUACUGGCAGGCUAGAGACGGAGUUUAUUGAAGAAAUUGUGAAGGACAUCCAUCGUAGAUUACAUGCACCGUUAAGAAAUGCUCAACAACUAUUUAUUGGGAUGGACUAUCAUAUUAACUUUGUGACUUCAUGGUUGAAAGAUGGAUCCUCACAUACGGUGGACAUACUCACUAUUUCGGGUAUAGGAGGAAUCGGGAAGACAUCUUUAGCCAAACAUGUCUAUGGGCUAUAUUCUCAUGAAUUCCACAAAAGCAGCUAUAUUGAAGAUAUCUCUAGGAGAUGUGAUGGAAAGUAUAAUGGGCUGCUUGAUAUACAAAAGCAACUGUGCGGUGACAUUGCAAAAACAAGUUCAAUUCAAGUUUAUGAUGUUUCAAAAUACACAUCAAUGAUAGAGAAUGCAAUAGCUCGUAAAAAGGUGUUUCUUGUUCUUGAUGAUAUCAACACUCUUCAUCAGUUGGAUGCAUUACUUGGAAGCAAAGGUUUUCAUCCUGGAAGCAAGGUUAUAAUAACGGCAAAGGACAGAUGCUUGACAGAGAGUUGUGCACUAUUCAAAACAAACAUUAAACCCAAACAUACAAAACACUUACUUCAUGGCUUAAAUGAGACUGAAUCACGACAACUUUUGUGUUCCCAUGCAUUUAUGUGCAACCAUCCCAAGGAAGGUUAUGAAGAGGUGUCUGGUAAGCUUUUGGAGUAUUGUCAAGGACAUCCAUUGGCUCUUGAAGUUUUGGGCAAGCUUCUUCAUAAUCGAGGUGUGGUGUAUUGGGAAGGGUGCAUGAAAGGGCUAAAGAAAGAAACAAAUGAUCGUAUAAAUAAUGUCUUGAGAAUGAGCUUCGACUCUUUGCCUUCCAAAAACGAUAAGGAAUUGUUUAAGCAUAUUGCUUGUUUUUUUGUUGGAAUAGAUAGAGAUCUUAGCGAAACAAUAUUGGAGGCAUGUGAUAUAAACACAGGAUCCGGAAUUACGAAUCUCAUUGAUAAAUGUCUUCUUAGUAUUGGACGGAAUAAUGAAUUGAAGAUGCAUCAGUUGGUUCAAGAGAUGGGAAGAUUCGAAGUAGAUCAAGAAUCACCUGAUAAGCCAUGGAAGCGGAGUCGAUUAUGGUGUCAUAAGGAGUCAUUCAGAGUCUUGAAACGAAAAAAGGGUAAGGGAAAUCUUCUUGGCCUUGCCCUUGACAUGCGCAUGCUUGAGAAAGAGAAGUUGGGAGCAUCGUAUGAGUUGAAAACAGAUGCAUUAACAAUCCACAACGACUUGAGAAGAGGCAAAAGUUGGAUGGCUCAUGCUUAA